AUGAAUCAUUUGUAUAAUAUUAUAAUUAUCAUCCUUGCUUCUUUUUCUACAUUGAGUCAUGCUCAUGAUCAUCGUGAUUUGUCUCAAGUAGAUAUAAAAUUAUGGACACAUAUAAUUUUUAUGUUUAUAGCUUUUGCUUUAAUAUUUCCUAUAGGAAUGGUGCUGGGCUUAAGUAAAUCCAAAUGGCACGUACCGGUACAAUCGUUAGGAACAAUUAUAGGAACCAUGGGAUAUUUUCUUGGUCAUUCACAUGGAGGAAAAGAAUUUAAGAUUCAUUCAUCAUUUGCAUCAAUAGUAGUCUUUUUAUUCCUAGCUCAAAUCGGUGCUGGAAUAUAUUUAAAGUUACAUCGUAUUAUUAUAGGAAAAACUCAUAAUCUCAAUAAUAAACAUUUUGCAAGAUCAAUAAUACAAAAAAUUCAUAGCAUUAUUGGAAUAACUUUUCCAAUCACCAGUUAUAUACAAAUCAUAUUUGGCAUUAUAACUUUGCCUGGUUGGUGUAAAGAUGAUCAUACGGGUCAAUGCCUUGCUCAUUUUAUCAUGGGGUCUUCAUUUAUAGGAUAUGGAAUAAUAAUUAUUAUUAUGUUGAAAUUAGGUAGUGAAUGGCUCCAGAAAAAUAAUAAAUCCCCAGAAUUUUAUGAUAGUAUUGUUAUGUUUAUAUGGGGAUUCGUAAAUACUUGGACUGAACAUAGAUGGAAUACGCCCUGGUCACAUAAAGAUCUUCAACAUACAGCAUUAGGAAUAAUUUGGUGGGCAGGUGGAUUGGCUGGUUUGUAUUUCACAAGAAAUGGUAAAAGAAACAUAUUUCCAGCUCUCAUCAUCAUAUCUACAGGCUUUGCAAUGAGCGCACAUCAACAAUCAUCGGAGGUUUCAACAGUUAUUCAUGCUACAUUUGGUUUUACUCUAGUUUCUGCUGGUUUAGCAAGAAUAAUUGAAAUUUGUUUUUUCGAAAACAUCUAUAAAAAUAAAAAAUCAUUAAAUAAUCCAUUUUUAAUUCUUCCGCCUUAUGUAAAAUUGAAUGAAUUGGAAAUUUUAUCAUCAUCAUCCUAUCGUAUAACACCGAAUAGUAAUAAUGAUUUGAGAAAAGACGAUGGUAAUGGUGAUGAUGUUGAGAAAAUUUCUUUUGAAGUUGAUAAUUUGUUACCUGAUAAAAAUAGAUAUUCCUGA
Molecule: messenger RNA, 1164 nt
Organism: Entrophospora sp. SA101
Lineage: Eukaryota; Fungi; Glomeromycota; Glomeromycetes; Entrophosporales; Entrophosporaceae
Source: the annotation of a GenBank genome assembly